AUGCGUUCACUUAGCCGCACGGCGCGUGGGGUUUCACUGCAUGGAAAAUCAUCAACACCCGCCCUGUUAGUCUUGGACGACUAUCUUCGUAUCUCAGCGAAACAUUUCGAGCACUUGCAGCCUCCAAAACUGCAAGUUGAAGUCUUUGAUACCUAUAUCCCUCAGCGAACUGUUGAAGAAAAACGCAGCUUGGUUGAGAAGCUCUACCCAUACGACAUCAUCUCUACCAUGCGUGAGCGAACUCCAUUCCCUGGGGAGCUACUGCGCCAACUUCCCAAUUUGAAGUUACUCUUAUGUACCGGUACUCAAUUUGAGACCUUUGAUCUAGAGACUGCUAAGGAUCUGGGGAUCACAGUUGCUUCAGCGCUAGGUCGCGGGCGGAGUGAUGGAGCACAGCAUAAGCAGGACAUCCGUAAAGGAGGAAGUCAUCCUGCAACGCACCAUACAUGGGCUAUGAUCCUUGCUCUAGCGAGAAAUAUUGCAGCAGAUGAUGCCUCCGUCAAAGCUGGCGGAUGGCAAUCAGACAUGGCUGUUGGUCUAUCCGGAAAGACGUUGGGGGUUGUUGGUCUGGGAAGGUUGGGAGCAGCAGUCGCGAGAAUCGGGUCUUUGGCUUUCGGCAUGAAGAUCAAGUGCUGGAGCAGCAGUUUGGACCAAGCAAGGGCUGAUGAGAUGGCUGUCAAGCUUGGUCUGCCUAUUGUGGACGAAGAUGGUGACAAGACCUUUGAAGCAGUGAGCAAGGCAGAACUCUUCGAAACUGCUGAUGUAGUCACUCUGCACUAUGUUUUGAGUGAACGAUCCCGCGGUAUUGUUAGCGCUAAAGAACUUGCCGCGAUGAAGAAGUCGGCGUUGCUGGUGAAUACAUCCCGUGGCGCACUCAUUGAUGAGGCGGCAUUGUUGGAGGCAGCGAAUGAGGGCUCUAUUCGCGGCGUUGCACUGGAUGUCUUUGAGCCUGAGCCUCUGCCUGCGGAUAGUCCAUGGCGGUCUCAAGACUGGGGAAAGGGUAAGAAGAGUCGUGUUCUGGUGACACCGCAUAUGGGAUAUGUUGAGGAGGGUAUCAUGAACAACUGGUAUGCUGAACAGGCUGAGAAUGCUGAGAGAUGGUUGGACGGAAAGGAUGUUCUUCAUCAAUUGGUUUGAGGCAGUAAUAUCGUCUCUUCAGUAUAAAUGCAGAUUGUAUAACUAAA
This is a messenger RNA of Fusarium verticillioides 7600, 1184 nucleotides long. RefSeq lists its product as hypothetical. The record is from RefSeq and is a predicted model, not a curated record. NCBI's taxonomy places the organism in Eukaryota, Fungi, Ascomycota, Sordariomycetes, Hypocreales, Nectriaceae. The transcript has a single exon. The coding region runs from base 1 to 1137 and encodes 378 amino acids. Gene Ontology annotation, molecular function: NAD binding; oxidoreductase activity, acting on the CH-OH group of donors, NAD or NADP as acceptor.